This is a messenger RNA of Bubalus bubalis (water buffalo), 1099 nucleotides long. Its product is annotated as kallikrein-1. Gene Ontology annotation, molecular function: serine-type endopeptidase activity. Lineage: Eukaryota; Metazoa; Chordata; Mammalia; Artiodactyla; Bovidae. The transcript is spliced from 4 exons. The record is from RefSeq and is a predicted model, not a curated record. Gene Ontology annotation, biological process: regulation of systemic arterial blood pressure; zymogen activation. The coding region runs from base 423 to 1046 and encodes 207 amino acids.
CCACUCGCCUCCUCUGCCUCUGUUCCUCAUUCUCUCUUCCUCCCUCCUCCUGUGGCCCCGUUUUCUCUCUCCUUGCUCCUUCCGUAUUUGCCCUCCCUUCCUCUUUUUUUUUGAUCUAUUUCUCACCGUCUCCGUCUCUUCCUUAUCUUCGAUGUGCUCUGUCUCUCUGUCUCUCCCACCUCUUUCCCAUCCCCUCUACUGUUCCAAGCUCUUUUUCACUCCGUUUCUUUGUCUCUGUCUAUGACAUUGUCACAUUCUCUUAUUUUUGCGCUCACUGUUCUCUGUGACUCUAUCUUUCCUGUCUCUCUCCUUCGCCCCUCCUUUCCUGUUUCUCUUUGGACCCCUCCUCAUGGUCUCCUGCUCCGUCUCCCUUUCCUCCCCCAUUGCUUGCUUGUCAGUCCUGUCUGACUCUUUGGGACCCCAUGGACUGUAGCCGCCAGGCUGCUCUGUCCGUUGAAUUAUCCAGCAAUUACCAGGUCUGGCUGGGUCGCCACAACCUGUUUGAGGACGAAGACACGGCCCAGUUCGCCGGUGUCAGUGAGGACUUCCCAAACCCGGGAUUCAACCUGAGCCUCCUGGAAAACCACACCCGCCAGCCAGGAGAGGACUACAGCCACGACCUCAUGCUGCUCCGUCUGCAGGAGCCCGUCCAACUCACACAGAACGUGCAGGUCCUGGGUCUGCCCACCAAGGAACCCCAACUGGGGACCACCUGCUACGCCUCCGGCUGGGGCAGCGUCAAGCCAGAUGAGUUCUCUUAUCCAGACGAUCUCCAGUGUGUGGACCUCACCCUCCUGCCCAAUGAGAAGUGUGCCACAGCCCACCCCCAGGAGGUGACAGAGUGGAUGCUGUGUGCUGGACACCUGGAGGGCGGCAAGGACACCUGUGUGGGUGACUCAGGGGGCCCGCUGAUUUGCGAGGGUAUGUUGCAAGGAAUCACGUCAUGGGGCCACAUCCCGUGUGGCACUCCCAAUAAGCCCUCCGUCUACACCAAAGUGAUUUUGUAUGUGGAUUGGAUCAAUAAGACCAUGACUGACAACCCCUGAAUGCCCCCGCCCUGUCCCUUACCCCUAGUAAAAUCGAAUAUGCAUCAAAUUCA